UGUUGUAGUUUGAUUUUGUUGUCAAAUGAAAAAGCUGAGUGUUUCAAUUCCCCGCUCUCCGCCAGUCGCCGCUUCGGCCAGUUCGUCUCCAGUGUAGAUCAGGAGGGGUGGAGACCUAUUGACGUUGUUCUUCCCCUACAAGCCCCAAAAAUAUCUCCUUUUUCAUGUCCAAAGCCUUUCUUCCCCGUAUCAAGCUGACCCCUCGCCGCACUCAAAACUCCCCAUUGCCCGUUUCCCGAGCCCGCAAACUCGCCGCUGCCAUCACUGAAAUUCUACAAACCCGCGAUACAAAUGCUCAAUGGGAGGAAUGCCUAGCAGAGGUCUUCCCCGCCGACGAGGAUAUCGCUUCCGUUGUCGCCUUCCUCCGCGACCCGGACUCUACUCUCGCCUUCUUCUCCUGGGUCCGCGGGCGCCCUUUCACAGUUACUCCGGACUCUGCAUCAUACUCCGCAUUGCUGUGCCUCCUUGCCAGAAACCGUCGCUUUGAAGAAUCGCAGCUCGUGCUGGAAACCAUGCUAACUGAAGGAACGGUUCCAACCUGCGAAGCUUUCAGCACUCUUGUUGGCUCAUACUCCCGUUAUGGUUUGCAGGAUAAGGCCUUGAGCGUUUAUUUCAGCAUGAAGGAGAAAUUGAGCUCUUUGCCAGAUGUCUCCGACUGCAACUGUUUAUUAAAUUUGCUUGUAGAGCAUGGGCGUCUGGAGACUGCACAACAAGUGUAUGAUGAAAUGCUUAAGAGAGAUGGUGGAGCAAAUAACUUUAGUACGGGUAUUAUGGUUAAAGGAUUGUGCAUUCAAGGAAGGAUGGAAGAUGCUAGGAAUUUGAUGAAGGAUAGAUGGGGGCGUAGCGUUUUUCCAGAUGUGGUUUUCUAUAACAUGCUUAUUGAUGGAUACAGCAAGCGUGGCAAUGUUAGGAUGUGUUAUAUUCUGUUGAGAGAGAUGGGAUUGAAGGGAUUUGUGCCUACACUGUCUACCUAUGGUGCUAUAAUUAAUGGAUUUUGCAGGAAGGGGAAUUUUGGGAAGAUAGACAUGCUAAUAAUUGAAAUGAAGGCACGAGGAUUAAAUCCAAAUGUGCACAUUUAUAACAACAUCAUUGAUGCUAGGUGUAAGCAUUGUUCAAUUCUUGAUGCAAAAGCAGUUUUGAAGCAGAUGAUUGCAAGUGGUUGUCAACCUGAUAUUGUAACUUACAACAUUCUGAUUUCAGGUUAUUGUCAGUAUAGGAGGGUUGGGGAGGCUAAGAAUCUCCUUCGGGAGGCUAUUGGAAGAAGCUUGGUUCCAAAUAAGUUCAGCUAUACCCCUCUUAUUCAUGGCUAUUGCCAGGAAGCUAAUGUUGCUUUGGCAUCGAACUUGCUCAUUGAGAUGAUGGAAAUGGGGCAUAAGCCCGACUUGGUAACUUUCGGAGCUCUUAUACAUGGUCUUGUUGUUGCCGGCGAUGUCCAUGAGGCGUUGGCGAUUCGAGAGAAGAUGGAAGAAAGAGGUGUGGUGCCAGAUGCAACUGUUUAUAAUGUCUUGAUGAAUGGUCUUUUUAAGAAGGGCAUGCUUCGCUCUGCUAAACAGUUGCUUGCUGCAAUACUUGAUCAAAAUGUCAUGCUAGAUGAGUUUAUUUACGCUACAAUGAUCGACGGUUUUUCUAGAAACGGGGAUUUGAAAAUAGCUUCAAAGCUCUUUCAAUUCAUGGGAGAAAAGGGUGUCAGGCAUAGCGUAGUUGUCUAUAACACCCUCAUCAAAGGACAUUGCAAAGCCGGAAUGUUGAGCGAAGCCGUCAUGUAUAUCAAUAGAAUGAGGCAAGAAGGAUAUUUGCCAGAUGCAUUCACAUAUACUACGUUAAUAGACGGCUAUGCGAGGCAAUGUGACAUGGAUGGAGCUUUAAGGAUUUUUGGUGACAUGGCUAAGCAAGAGUGCAAACCAAAUGUAGUUACUUACUCUGCAUUAAUUAAUGGAUUUUGCAAAAGAGGUGAUCUUGAUACUGCUAAUUCUCUCUUUAGGGAGAUGCAGUCAAAUGGCAUUGUUCCUAAUGUUGUAACAUAUAGCAUACUUAUUGGUGCUUUUUCUAAAACGGGAAAGGUUUGGAGCGCUGCCGACGUUUUUGAAGAGAUGUUGUGUAACAAAUGUUUUCCUAAUGAAUUUACCUUUCGUUAUGUAAUUAGUGGUCUCAUUAGUUGCUGGCGGGAUAUGGAUUCUGUUGUUGAUAGAUGCGAUCAGCGAGUAAAAAGCGAGUUCAGAAUGUCAGAUAUGUUUCAAAAUAUGAUUUUAGAUGGAUGGGAUCACAAGAUUGCUGCAUAUAAUGCUGUAAUAUUCUGCCUUUGCAAACAUCAAAUGCUCUUGAAGGCAUUAGAACUACGAGAUCAAAUGUUGAAACAAGGCUGUUUCCCGGAUGCCAUCACAUUUCUUCUCCUUCUUCAUGUAAUUUGCGCACAAGGAAAAUCAUACGAGUGGAAAGACCUUUUGUCUUGUGCUUUUGAACAGAAGGAAUUUGACAUUGUGGACAAAUACAUGAGCCUGCUAGAUCAGAAUCUAAAUGCAGGAAAAUCAUCUGAAGCAUCAAGCAUUUUGCGAUCAUUGCUUGAUGAACGAAGGUGCUUUCCAGAGUCGAACUGCAUAAUUACUGAAGUUUCUUACUGAACAUCCUUAAGAGUUUGAAAUAUAGUUGGUGGAUGGAGAAUUUAUCUAUUGAGAAUUUUACCUCGGAAGCACAGAACAGUCCUGAUAGGAAGGAGGGGAUUCGAAAAGCAGAAGGGAAUUACUAAGAAGUGAUAAAUGCUAUGCUGCUCUGGCUCUCCUUAUAAUUUACCCAAUGGGUUUCAAUUUCCUCACACGUAUGCAAGAUUGGGCUUUCAGAUAAAAGCUAAGGGGAAAAAAAUGAACUCGUCAACGAUGCAAGACCGGUGUUGUUUAUGUGCUUUCUGCCAUCCAGAAGGACAAUACUAAGAAAUGAGAAGUAACAGAAGAAAGCGGCAAAUGCCCUGGAACUAUAAUAGAAGAAUUCCAUAGUACUUGAUCUGUAGCAGCAACAACCACCAUGUAGCUACAGAAUAUAUAAUAUUUUCGUGGAGCUUAUUAAUCAGCUAGCAAAACCUCGGCUUGGCUUCAUUUAUCAAAGUUUUU
This is a messenger RNA of Dendrobium catenatum, 3101 nucleotides long. Its product is annotated as pentatricopeptide repeat-containing protein At1g52620. Gene Ontology annotation, molecular function: protein binding. The record is from RefSeq and is a predicted model, not a curated record. Bases 165 to 2618 code for a protein of 817 amino acids. NCBI's taxonomy places the organism in Eukaryota, Viridiplantae, Streptophyta, Magnoliopsida, Asparagales, Orchidaceae. The transcript has 3 exons.